GGUAGACUUAUUGAGUUAGAUAUCAAGAGUUCACACGGUAAGAAUCCACGCCAGUUUUUGGAGCUACCACUAUGUGUGGUUGUGAGCCAAUUUGUUCUCUCUGUUUUUCUUUAAGCUACAGUGUUACACACAAGCAUAUGGGUUUACCGAUGAAACUGAUGUGCAAGCACUGUUGGAGUUCAAGUCUCAAGUUUCUGAAGACAAAAGAGUGUUCUUGUCCUCGUGGAAUCAUUCCGUCCCUCUCUGCAACUGGAACAAGGUUACAUGUGGUCACAAACACAAAAGAGUUACUCAGUUGGACCUUGGAGGAUUGCAAUUAGGCGGAGUGAUAUCACCAUCUAUUGGUAAUCUUUCGUUUCUUAUAUCACUUGAUCUCUCUAGUAACUCUUUUGUUGGAACCAUCCCUCAAGAAGUGGGAAACUUGUUUAGACUUGAGUACUUGAAUAUGAGCUUUAAUCUUCUUGAAGGAGAGAUUCCAGUCAAUCUGUUCAAUUGCUCUAGAUUGUUUGACCUUGAGUUAGAUUCAAAUCAGCUUGGAGGAGGUGUUCCUUCUGAACUAGGGUCAUUAACAAACCUUCUUUAUUUAUAUCUUGGUCAAAACUACUUGAAGGGAAAGCUCCCUGCAUCUUUAGGAAACUUGACAUCACUCAUGCAACUUAGCGUUACCGGUAACAAAUUAGAAGGAGGAAUUCCUAAUGAGGUAGCUAGACUGAAUCAAAUGGUACUUCUUACGUUAUCGGUGAACAACUUCUCAGGAAUUUUUCCUCCCUCCAUUUACAAUUUGUCCUCACUUGAGAUGUUAAACAUCUUUAGUGCCGGUUUUUCGGGUAGACCCAACCCUGAUAUUGGCACUUUGCUACCAAACCUUCAAGAGCUAUAUAUGGGAAACAACCAUUUCACAGGAGCCAUUCCAGCAACACUUUCCAAUAUCUCUACUCUUGAAAUAUUGGCAAUGGAGUAUAACAAUCUAACAGGAGUUAUUCCUACAAGCUUCGGAAAAUUGCAAAAUUUGGAAGUCUUACAACUUCAUGAAAACUCUCUGGGAAAUCACUCCUUUGGAGACCUUAAAUUUAUUGAUGCCUUGUCCAAUUGCACCCAGUUGCUUAUCUUAAGUGUGGGUUUCAAUAGGCUUGGGGGUGAGUUGCCUACCUCCGUUGCAAAUUUGUCCACAAGCCUCAAUGAGUUGAAGCUUCAAAUGAAUCACAUUUCUGGUAGCAUUCCUCAUGACAUUGGGAAUCUCAUAAACCUAAGUAAACUUGUGUUGUAUGGUAAUAUAUUGAGAGGAACACUCCCAAACUCUCUUGGGAUGAUUUUGGAAUUGGGUUAUUUAAGUCUAGAUUCAAAUAGGCUGUCAGGAGUCAUACCAUCUUCUAUAGGAAACAUGACUCAGUUAGAAACACUUUAUCUGAACAACAAUAGUUUUGAAGGACCAAUUCCUCCGAGUCUUGGAAAUUGUAGGCGCCUACUAUAUUUAUAUAUCGGCUGUAAUAGGUUGAAUGGAACUAUACCUCGGGAAAUCAUGCAAAUCUCAUCCAUUGUUCAUAUAUACAUAGAAGAUACUCCUUUGACCGGUUCGUUACCAAACGAUGUUGGAAGAUUACAAAGUCUUGUUAUACUAUCACUUGCAAAUACUAGCUUAUCAGGACAACUCCCACAGACCUUGGGAAAAUGCCUAUCGAUGGAAGAACUUUAUCUGCAAGAAAAUUCUUUUGUUGGAACCAUUCCAGACAUAAGAGGAUUAGUUGGUGUUAGAAGACUUGAUUUUUCGAAAAACAAUCUCACUGGGAGUAUACCUGAGUAUCUUGCAAAGUUUUCUAAGUUGGAGUAUCUCAAUCUAUCCAUUAACAACUUCAAAGGAAGGGUGCCAGCAGAAGGAAAGUUUCAAAACUCUACUAUAGUUUUGGUAUAUGGAAACAAAAAUCUAUGUGGAGACAUCAAGGAACUGAAACUAGAUCCAUGCAUUGUGCAUGCACCAUCAAUGAUGAAGAAACAUUCCUCUCUUUCGAAAAAAAUUGUGAUCGGGGUUUGCCUAGGCAUGAGUUUUCUUUCCUUAGUGUUCAUUGUUUUACUUUCAUUAUGUUGGUUCAUGAGAAGAAAGAAGAAGAAGCAGCAGGAGACCAAUAAUACUAAUUUUUCUACUUUGGAGGUCUUCCAUGAGAAGAUAAGUUAUGGGGAUCUUCGAAACGUGACAAAUGGCUUUUCCUCGAGCAAUUGUAUUGGAUCAGGCAGUUUUGGUACUGUGUUUAAAGCACUGCUCCCAGCAGAGAAGGAUGUAGUUGCGGUGAAAGUUCUAAAUCUGAAGAGACGUGGAGCAAUGAAGAGCUUUCUGGCAGAAUGUGAAUCUUUGAAGGACAUAAGACACCGUAAUCUUGUGAGACUAUUGACGGCUUGUUCGAGUAUUGAUUACCAAGGUAACGAAUUUAGAGCUCUCAUCUAUGAAUUCAUGCCUAGUGGAAGCCUUGAUAUGUGGCUGCACCCGGAGGAAGUGGAAGAGAUUCACAGGCCCUCAAGAACCUUGACACUUCUUGAAAGACUUGACAUUGCGGUAGAUGUGGCUUCUGUUUUGGAAUAUCUACAUGUUCAUUGUCAUGAACCUAUAGCUCAUUGCGAUCUCAAACCAAGCAACAUCCUUCUAGACGAUGAUCUAACCGCCCAUCUUAGCGACUUUGGUCUUGCCCGUCUUCUCCUCAAGUUCGACCAGGAGUCAUUUCUCAACUAUCUCAGCUCGGCUGGUGUGAGAGGAACCAUCGGGUAUGCCGCACCAGGUAAAACAGUCCCACAUGUUUCUAUGAAUGAGAUCAGUAUAUUCUUUGUUCAUUACAAUCUUGUUCUUGUUGUUUAUGUGAACUAUGGUGCAGAAUAUGGAUUGGGCGGACAGCCAUCAGUACAUGGUGAUGUGUAUAGCUUUGGAGUUCUCCUUUUAGAGAUGUUUACUGGGAAAAGACCCACAAAUGAGUUGUUUGGAGGAAACCUUACCCUACACAGUUACACCAAGUCUGCAUUGCCUGAGCGAGUACUGGACAUUGCAGACAAAUUGAUUCUUCACAGCGGUCUUAGAGUCGGUUUCCCUCAUGCGGAGUGCUUGGCAUUUGUUUUGGAGGUGGGACUUAGGUGCUGCGAAGAAUCUCCUGCAAAUCGGUUGGCAAUAAGUCAAGUUGUGAAAGAUUUAAACUCGAUCAAGGAGAGGUUUUUCAGAGCCAGAAGUUGAAAUGAUUAUGGUUUCCUCUUCAAAUUUGCAACUAUAUAUAUCUGAGGUCUAUGUAAUAUCUUCUUUCAUAAUUUGUGGUUACUCUAUUAAACAUACUUAUGCUUGCAGAAUAUAUUGUCUUUGAAUAAUACUAUGUCUUUUGCAGACAAUAGAUUAACCUUGUAUUAGCAGUUCUUAUCUUUGCUAAUUUUCAAUGUCCCCUUUUAAUUUCGA
Messenger RNA from Brassica napus (rape), 3421 nucleotides. Its product is annotated as probable LRR receptor-like serine/threonine-protein kinase At3g47570. NCBI's taxonomy places the organism in Eukaryota, Viridiplantae, Streptophyta, Magnoliopsida, Brassicales, Brassicaceae. The record is from RefSeq and is a predicted model, not a curated record. Gene Ontology annotation, molecular function: protein kinase activity; ATP binding; protein binding. Gene Ontology annotation, biological process: protein phosphorylation. The transcript has 2 exons. Bases 446 to 3208 code for a protein of 920 amino acids.